AUCAUUAGCCUUUAUUAUUUAUUUUAUUUAUUGCAACUACUAAUAUGUCUGCACCUCAAUCUCUACUCGAUUCUCUUUUCCAGACUCUUCCGUUCGGUGCGAGUGCUGCGAACCCUAGGGUUUUGCCUUUCCCCCUCUUUCUAUUUCUAAGGUUCUUGCUUUGAAGGGUUUAGCGGUUAUUUUUUUCCCUUCCUGUAGCGGCUUCAGUGCUAUCGCACUCUCUUCUAUUCGUUCCUUCCUUCGAGUUCUUUCUUUCUCGAUCUGUGCUGGUAGAAGAUGGAUUCUGGACAUGUUCGUAAGAGGGGGAGACCAGGCGCUGCUCUGAAUGGCAAUGGAGGACCUAAAAGAUUCAAGCAAGAAAUGGAGUCUUUUCCAACUGGUAUAGGAAGCAAAUCGAAGCCAUGCACCAAGUUUUUCAGUACUGCUGGAUGCCCCUUUGGUGAAGGCUGCCACUUCUUGCACUAUGUUCCCGGUGGCAUUAAUGCUGUUGCACAGAUGACUAAUUUGGGUGGCAACCCAGCUCUACCUCCUACCUCAAGAAACCCAGUGGGCCCACCACCCAUCUCUGAUGGUAAUUCACCAGUUGUGAAGACUCGUAUGUGCAACAAAUUUAACACUGCAGAAGGUUGCAGGUUUGGGGAUAAGUGCCAUUUUGCCCAUGGUGAGAGGGAGCUUGGAAAGCCAUACGCACCAUCACAUGAUGACCCCCGAAUGAUGGGGCCAAUGACAGGCAGGCUGGGCGGACGAAUGGAGCCACCCCCACCUGGUCUUUCUGCUGCAGCAAGUUUUGGUGCAUCUGCCACGGCCAAGAUCAGCGUUGAUGCAUCCCUUGCAGGGGCAAUCAUUGGAAAAGCUGGUGUCAAUUCAAAGCAGAUCUGUCGCUUCACUGGUGCCAAGCUUGCUAUCAGAGAGCAUGAGUCAGAUCCCAACUUGAGAAACAUCGAGCUAGAGGGAACCUUUGAUCAGAUCAAGCAAGCCAGUACUAUGGUAAGGGAGUUGAUUGUGAACAUUGGUCAAACAGCAGGUGCCAUGAAGAUCAGUGGAGGUGGUGCGGCACCUCCUCAGGCAGCAAGCAAUUACAAGACGAAGAUGUGUGAGAACUUUACGAAGGGAUCAUGCACUUUUGGUGACCGUUGCCAUUUUGCUCAUGGAGCCAACGAACUACGUAAGCCAGCAGUGUGAGUUCUUUCCUUGUUGCCCACUCCGCUGCAUUUCCCUACGGAGACGAUUUCUUAAAAUCCAUAUUGUAGUUGUGGUAUGAGUAUUGGUGAUGAUGAGCAGCUUUUUCGGAGGGAAGAAAAUUUGACAACAAUUAACAGUAGUAAGGAUUUCUAGGUUCUUCCCUUCCCUCCCAAGUGAUCUAGCUUUAUAUUUAUUGUGUUGACUGACCCCAUUUAUCGCAUGGUCAUAAUUUUGUGGUAUACCCAUGGUUUCAAAAAAUGGGUUUGGAAUCAGCAGGAUUGAUCCAAGAGGAUUGGGUACUGUAGGUUGGUUUCCUAUUUCCUUUGAUUUUGUACAACAAAACUGGAUUUGAUCGAAGUGGGAAGAUUCCAUUUUCUGGUCGUUUCUUUUGAUUGCAAAAACGAAGUAAUGAGAACUCUUCGCUCUUGGAACAA
Molecule: messenger RNA, 1616 nt
Organism: Macadamia integrifolia
Lineage: Eukaryota; Viridiplantae; Streptophyta; Magnoliopsida; Proteales; Proteaceae
Product: zinc finger CCCH domain-containing protein 14-like
Exons: 3
Coding region: 277-1182 (301 amino acids)
Molecular function (GO): metal ion binding; mRNA binding
Source: RefSeq, a predicted model, not a curated record